AUGAAAAAAUCUGCCAAUUUCACUGAGAAAGUCGAGCACAUCCCUCAAGAAGAAGCUCAACAUAAUGAAUACACCACUGAUUACACCAACGAUCCUGAAGCUCAGUCUCAGCGCACAUCUACAGACGUCAGCUCAAAGAAACGCCGCUGGUCGCUCUCUACCGGAUCCCUGAGAUCUGCUGGCGAUGGGGAUAGUCCUCAUAUUGUCAGCAAUCGCAAACUGGUGUGGAAGAUGGACCUUGCGAUUAUGCCGUUAGCCAUCUUGCUCUACCUCAUGGCUUAUCUCGAUAGAGGUAACUUGGGAAACGCGAAAACGUUCCCCGGAUUCGAGAGCACCGUCUUCAACGACCAGGACGACAAAUACGCGCUACUUAGUUCCAUGUUUUACAUAUCUUAUUUGGUCUUUCAAGUUCCUCUCACAUUGCUCGCCAAGUAUAUGGCUCGUCCGGAUUUAAUGAUCGGGACAGUGGCAAUUCUCUGGGGUAUUUCAUCUACCCUACAAUCUACAGAAUUCAACUACUCCGGUGCUCUCGCAUGUCGCUUUUUCCUCGGCUUCUCUGAAGCUGGCUUUGGUCCACUAAUGCCAUUUUACUUCUCUAUGUUUUACCUAAAAAAUGAGCUAGGUAAGAGAACAACAAUUUUCAUAGCAGCAGCACCGCUAGCUGGUGCAUUCAGUGGUAUCAUUGCUUAUGGAAUUGAGCACAUCGACUAUAAGAUAGCCAGCUGGAGAUUACUUUUCCUCAUCAUGGGCUUGCCCUCGAUCUUGCUCGGGAUUGUCACGCUCUUUGUGAUACCAUCACGUAUCGAGGUCACAAGAUGGUUCAACGAGGAGGAGAGAGCGCUGGCACAGGCGCGCAAGAACUCUGAAAUGACGCAAGAGAGAAUCGGUUACAUCAACUGGCGUCAUGUCCUCAGUGGAUUCCUCGAUUUCCGCACAUACAUCAACUGCUUCAUAUACAUGUGCAUAAAUGUAGCCCUCAGUUCUAUUAGCAGCUUCCUUCCUCAAAUCCUCACGGAUUUGGGAUACACAGGUGCCGAUUCGCAACUUUACUCCGUCCCGCCAUACGUCUGCGCAGGUGGAUGGAUGAUCAUUCUCUCUUUCAUCUCAGAUAAAUAUCAGAUGCGCGGUCCGGUAAUUAGUGUCAACAUGCUAAUCAGCGGUAUAGGAUACUCGAUUUUGAUAGGGACCGAUCCAUCAUCGCUGAAUGCGCGCUAUGGUGCCAUUUUCCUCUCCGUAAUGGGCACAUACACAGCCAUCCCACUGACGCUGUCGUGGUCAGCAUCCAAUGCAGGCUCCGAAUCCAAGAAGGCAGUAGCUAUCGCUAUGUUGAACACUAUCGGACACACAUUGAGUGUGCUUGGCGGUUACAUCUACCCCGAUGCAGAAGCGCCAGAGUAUACGCGUGGAUUUGCUAUUUGCAUGAGUUUCGCUUAUGCUGGCUGCAUCGCUGCGGCUACUCAUAGUACCAUUCUUUGGUUCAUUAAUAAGCGCCGCGAUAGGGAGGAGGAUGUCUCAGAAAUCGGAACACCGGAUACCUUUACUCAUGCGGACAAAGCGGUUGGAUUCAGAUACACGCUUUAG
Molecule: messenger RNA, 1581 nt
Organism: Wallemia ichthyophaga EXF-994
Lineage: Eukaryota; Fungi; Basidiomycota; Wallemiomycetes; Wallemiales; Wallemiaceae
Exons: 5
Coding region: 1-1581 (526 amino acids)
Biological process (GO): transmembrane transport
Cellular component (GO): membrane
Molecular function (GO): transmembrane transporter activity
Source: RefSeq, a predicted model, not a curated record